Messenger RNA from Mangifera indica (mango), 1140 nucleotides. RefSeq names its product transcription factor bHLH113-like. Bases 108 to 893 code for a protein of 261 amino acids. The record is from RefSeq and is a predicted model, not a curated record. NCBI's taxonomy places the organism in Eukaryota, Viridiplantae, Streptophyta, Magnoliopsida, Sapindales, Anacardiaceae. Gene Ontology annotation, cellular component: nucleus. Gene Ontology annotation, molecular function: RNA polymerase II cis-regulatory region sequence-specific DNA binding; DNA-binding transcription factor activity, RNA polymerase II-specific; protein dimerization activity. The transcript has 4 exons. Gene Ontology annotation, biological process: regulation of transcription by RNA polymerase II.
CUCCCUUUCUCUCUUCAAUCUUUUUCUUCGCUGUCACACUCAGUCUCUUAAUUAAAGCCAAACAAACUUCGACAGCUUAGCUUGUUCCCAUCUGGGUUUUUUCUCCAAUGGCCGGUAAUGGCGGAUUUGACUGGGACCAAGGCACCACUACCAGUUUCUCUCAGUUGUUGUUCUCUGAUGAUGUCGUUUUGAGUCCUAAUAUAGACCACACUUUAACCAACUAUUCGUCUUCUUUGCCUUCUUCUGCUCAUGAAAAGUCUCCCAAAAUGCUUUGUUUUGGUAACCAUGGAGAAAAUUAUCAUAGUGAAAUAUUUGUGUAUGGCGGUAAGAGUAUUAUUACCAGAACUAAUCCUCCGAAAUCUGGUGUUACUUGCAGUGAUUCUUCUUCCGCUUCUUCUGGGAAUAACGGCAGUGCCAGCUCUACUCAAUAUUCCAAAUCUAAUGAAAGUAAAAAACGUAGUGGGUCUGGCAAAGAAUCAUUUCAAUGCUCAAGCACCAUAGUCACAACGCCAGCGACAACUCAGAAAACUAGUAAAAAGACGAAAGGAGAAAAUCUCCCAAAGGCGAGGAAAGAGAAGCUAGGAGGACGAAUCACGGCAUUGCAGCAGCUUGUUUCUCCUUUUGGCAAGACAGAUACGGCGUCGGUUCUGCAUGAAGCGAUGGGUUAUAUCCGAUUCCCGCACGAUCAGCUUCAGGUAAAUAAUACAUUAUAUGUACACACACAGGGUGGUGGAGAAAACGAAGGAGAUGAAGAAACACGGACGGACCUGAAGAGCAGGGGGCUAUGUCUGGUUCCAGUGGCGUGCAUUGUACACGUGUCGUACUCCGACGGGGCAGAUUUCUGGUCACCUGCGAUGGGAAACAAUGUUUCAUCAUUCACGAAGCAGCAGUGAAUUAUUCAACUCAAACGUUUUAACUUUCUACUAUACAUGGUCUUUGUUUCUUGGCAUUCUUGCCUUGAACGACCUGACAACUCAUGUUAAAUUUAGUUUGAAGACAAAAUGACAGAAAAGGAAGAUAAGAGAGUUCGCGCUUGGCUCUAGAGCUAAAAAGGGACAGAUACGGCAGUGAUAAUGUUAACGAUGAGUGAAAGGCGAUGUCGUUUUGGGUCGUUCUUCAAUUAAUGACUAUUUUCCACCA